Molecule: messenger RNA, 3815 nt
Organism: Amblyraja radiata (thorny skate)
Lineage: Eukaryota; Metazoa; Chordata; Chondrichthyes; Rajiformes; Rajidae
Gene: rassf5
Product: Ras association domain family member 5
Exons: 5
Coding region: 569-1387 (272 amino acids)
Biological process (GO): signal transduction
Cellular component (GO): nucleus
Source: RefSeq, a predicted model, not a curated record
UAUAUUCAUCAUGAAUUUCAAGGACAUUUAAACAUGUAAUAUAUUGACAUGUAUGUGUGAGCUUAGCAUUUUAAAUCUUGAAGCAGGAUGUGGCUUUGCUUUGUUGAAAUACAUAGAAUGAGAAGCCAGGAAGGAGCUGACCUCACUCAGCUCGUGUGUGCAUGCAGAUAGCUGAUUAGCCACAGAUGGAGUGCAGCACAGCAGCCAACAGCUCCACAGUCAGACGUUCAACUACACCAUGUUAAAGCGGCUGCCAAGAAUGACUUUUUAAAUGGCAGUGAAAGCUAAGUGCACAGCCCAUGUGUAAAUACAGAAAUUCAGUGUCAGAGGCAAAGACAUCAAACCUAGAGAGGAUUAAGUUGUUAAACAUUAACGACAACUGAAGUUAAAAAAAGCAGCUGCAGCUGGCCGGAAUAGUGAAGAUUCUACGUGUAUAUGUUGUACGAUACCUCUUUCCUGACUUGUGCAAGGCACCUUCUGCCUGUAUUGGGAAAUCACUGUACAGUGGUGCAGUGUUUUAAACUUUAAGAUCUGUUAAAGAGCAUACUAAAUCCUCUUGGAUAUUCUGAUGAUUUUUUAUCACAAAAUUGAUGGAACGUGGAAUACAAGUAUGAGCAGUGGAUAUUGCAGCUUAGAUGAAGAUUUAGAAGAUUGUUUCUUUACUGCCAAAACCUCUUUCUUCAGGAAGCCUCAGAAGAAGCUUGUAGAAAAGAAUGUGGCAACUAAAGAGGAAGAGAAACCACUGGUCCUUACGGAAAAGGAGAUUAAACAAAAAAUAGCAGAAUAUAAUGGAAACGUCAAAAACUGUUUGGGAAUGCGCUUAAAUUCAGACGGUAGUUACACGGGCUUCAUCAAGGUGCACCUCAAACUGCGCCGCCCUGUCACUGUCCCAGCAGGCAUCAGACCACAGUCAAUCUACGACGUGCUGAAGGAAGUGAAUCCAGCGGAAAUAACAGACAAACGCACAUCAUUCUACCUGCCGCUGGAUGCUAUCAAACAGCUUCACAUCAGCGGUAGCACCACGGCGAACCAAGUGAUCAUAGGCUUGCUCAAGAAGUUCAUGGUCAUCGAUAAUCCACAAAAAUAUGCUCUCUUCUACCAGACAAAAAAAGGGAAUGAUGUCCACCUGCAGAAACUGAAAGGAAAUGAGCAGCCGCUUCUAAUCCGUCUGCUGGCUGGUCCAGACACCGAAGCCUCAAGUUUUGCAUUGAAGGAGAACGAAACGGGGGAAGUUGAGUGGGAUGCCUUUAGUGUGCCCGAAUUGCAAAAUUUCCUCAUCAUACUGGAGAAAGAGGAAAAGGAACGGAUCCACCAGGCACAGCAGAAGUUCGUUGCGUUUCGUCAGAAGCUGGAGCAAGCCUUGAAGGCAGCGGGGAAACCGGGCUAACCGGGUCACAGAGACACCAGACUCUGAGUAUGAAUCUAUCUUUAAGUAUUGCUUGAGUCAUUUGAGCAGAUUAUGUCAAGGGGCAAGUGCAAGAAGGCAUCAACAUAGCCACAGCUAUGAACAACGUUACAGCCUGCUGGAGCUCCCACUUUGGACUGACCAAAGGAACCGUCGCUUUUUCUUAACAUUGUUUGAUAUAAAAACCCCUGAAGGCAAAACAUAUUAUGGGCCAUCUUUAAAGUCUAUUCAAAGAAUACUGUGAAUCUAAAACCCAUCUACGCUUGUGUAUUUCUUUGCUUUUUCAUGUCAAGAUUGGAAAUCGCCUGUACAUUUGGGUAUGGCAAAAAUCACCAUGCCAUUCCGAGACCACAGGGCACUGAAUGCACCAAGGUUGUGUUGACUGUUCUGCUGUGCACCAAACCAUUAUCUCCAGCAUCUUUAUGACUGCUCACAAAAUAUUGGUAGCUUUUUCUGCAUGUUAUACCUAACUAAUUGUUGUUCAUUUCAAAGAAAAAAACCAAGUGAUGCAUGCCUGAGAGCUCUGUGUAAUUGGAUAGAAUCCCAUUGUAUCCACAGUUGUCCCAAUGUAUACAACUUUCUGGAUUGGAUCACUUAAGGAGAGUUGUGUUGUGUCAUGGACAAUGAAGAUCUCUAGUUACAGGCAAGUGACCAAACGCCUCGUUACAUAAAACAUUCAACAUGCACCCUGUUUGUCAUUAAUAAUACAUCUCUAACUAUACAAAAAAAAACAAUAAUAUUGGUAGAAAUGUCCCUAAACUUUAUGAAUAAAUCAUCUUUUCGUUACAGUUGCUGCUUCCAAAUAUUGGGAAAUAGUUUUGCAUUUUUUAUUCUAGUGACCUGCUGAAAUCUGCUUUUGGUCGUGUGCCAUUCCACUUCCUCUAGCAUUGAUUCUGUAUUGUAUUAGUUCUGAUAUAUUAGUCUAAUUUAAAAUUAAAUCUUUAUUGAGAGACCAUUCUUUAGUUAAUCCUGUGAUUUAGCUGCUCCAAUUACGUUUAGAACCUAGAAAGAGCUCCAGCGUGUCGACCUUAAGGAUUUUUCCGCACUCAAGCAUCUUGUGUUAGGGUGUGGUCGAACUUUUAUCAUCUUUCUCAAAGGCCAAAUGGAUAACUUGUGUGGGAAGUGCAAUUAUCACAUUAGACCAGGGGUUCCCAACCUUAUUCGGCCCGUUUACCCCCGGCAACUUUAAUAGCACAUAACAAUGUUAUUUCACUUAUUUAUGAACAACUAAUGAUGAACAGAUACCCGUAUACCAGAACCAAACACAGUCAGCCAAUGAGAACAAAUAUGUACAAAUUCACAACCUGGAGGUACAUUUAACCCAGGUUGGGAACCCUUGCAUUAGACUCUUUAAGCAGCAGAAUAGAGGAAGUUUUAUCUAUAACUGCAAAUAAUCUCUGAGUGUUUUAACAGUACUGGCUAAUUUCAAUAAAAUAAUCAGAUUUCAAUAGAGGCCGAGUGUAAAUAAUGUCUUAUUCUCAGUAAUGGUCCUCAAGACUCCUCAUAAAAGCCAGAGGCAAACGGAUUCUGGGACAAAUAUGUAAUAUUUAGGAGAGGUGACCAGACCUGAAACCCGGGCAAGUUGCUGAACAAGGGAGAGGCAGGACUUGGGGAGAGAAGGUUGUAGAUGAGCCAGCAGUAAUGGGCCGUCGAGGUCUGAGGGAAGAAGUCAUCAAAUCCAGCAGGGUGAAGCUUGUGAUUUAAACACAGCGGAAGAGUGUGACAUCUGAACGUGCGCUGAUUCACUCACUAUUAAUGCCAACCUUGACACCUACACCAUUCAUGACUCUGCCUACAGUUCAAUCCGCUUGUGCAGGACGGAACUGCAGGUGCUGGUUUACACCAAAGACAGACACCGAGUGCUGGAGUAACUCAGCGGGACAAGCAGCAUCUCUGGAGAAGAGGUAUAGGUGACGUUUCGGGUUGAGGCCCUUCUUCAAACUGAGAGUGUUCAGAUUGUCUUUGUUAGGCUUUUUUUUGCAUUGGUACUUGAUAAACAUUAUCACUGUCAGGCAACCUGAGUAUUUUGUUUAAUGUCUUGCCCAGGUGUAUUUAACAAGAAUAUUCACGUUAUUUUUGCUGUUCAUUAUGAAACUGUUUUAUAUUUAUGCCUAAGAAAGAACUGCAAAUGCUGGAAAAAUCGAAGGGAGACAAAAAUGCUGGAGUAACUCAGCGGGUCAGGCAGCAUCUGUGGAGAACAUGGAUAGGUGACGUUUCGGGUCGCGACACUCCCAUCAGUGAACAAGUCCGGAACUGAAAUGUUGUCUGUCCAUUCCUUUCCCCGAUGCAGCCCGACCCACUGAGUUUCCCAGCACCUUAGAUUUUAUCUCGCAUGUAUAGAUUCUUCCCAUACUUUUUUCAGAGUAAAUAGUUAACUAAUCUCUUUUUUAAAUCGGUUUCUUUUUUCUUU